GGAGAGCGGCGGCCAUUUUCUCAUCGUCUCUCAGACCAAAUCAAACUAGCGCUAUCACGUGAUGCAACCGGGGGAGGGUGGCGCCACAGACAAUUCCAUCCGCCAUUGUGACAUCUGUUGUCACAGGUCUAUAGGCUGCGUAGUGAGGAUGAUAUUUGGUUAGUGUAAGUGUGUCAGGAAGACUGAUCAGGACCCAGAGCCCCAUCACGGUGCCUCCACCUCACUCACUGAUACAUGAAAGACACAAUGACCAGAAGAUCCUGGAACUCACCAACAAGAUCAUUCAGCUGCUGACUGGAGAGGAGGGGGAGUACAUAGAGGAACACAGGGGUCUGUACAAGGACGUGAUGAUGGAGAAUCACCGGCCCCUCACAUCACUGGAUGGACCUAGUAACAGAGAUACCCCAGAGAGAUGUCCCCGUCCCCUGUAUUCCCAGGAUUGUACAGAGGAGAAUCACAGGAUCCCACAGGAGGAUCAGGGUGAAGACCUGACUCUUAUUAAGGUAGAAGUUAUAGAGGAAGAAGAAGAGCCGUAUGUUACUGAUAUAAAGGCAGAAGAUGAUGAAGAAGAAGAGACAUAUGUGACUGAUACGAAGGUAGAAGAUAUAGAGGGAGAAGAGGAGACAUAUGUGACUGAUAUGAAGGUAGAAGAUAUAGAGGGAGAAGAAGAGACGUAUGUGACUGAUAUAAAGGCAGAAGAUAUAGAGGGAGAAGAAGAGACGUAUGUGACUGAUAAGAAGGUAGAAGAUACAGAGGGAGAAGAAGAGACGUAUGUGAAGGAUAUUAAGGUAGAAGAGAUAGAGGGAGAAGAGACGUAUGUGACUGAUAUGAAGGCAGAAGAGGGAGAAGAAGAGAUAUAUGUGAGGGGUGAUCAGCAGUGUAAGGAGGAGGAGAUCCCUACUCAUACCAGCACAGCAGAUGGAUUCACAAGCAGCGAUCCCUUAGAUGAACAUCUUGUUUUAUCUUCAAACGGUAAAAUAGAAGAUAACAAAAUCUUACGAGAAUCCUCAGAAGAAAAGCCUGAUGCUCUAAAUAUACAUUCAGUGUGUGUCGGUGUGCCCUUUAAUCUUGAGGAAUGUUCUCCUGAUGAAUCAGUUCUUACUGCGCAUAGUACAACUGGUACAGGUGAUACAGUCUUGUCAUCUUCUGAAUGUGGUAAUUGUUCUAAGUCUGUUUUCUGUGGGAAAUGCUGUACAGACAAAUCCCAUCUUGUCAGUCAUCAGAGAAGUCCUACCAAUGAGAAACCAUUUCCAUGUUCUGAGUGUGGGAAAAAGUUUACACAAAAAUCACAUCUUGUUAGACAUGAGAGAAGUCACAGAGGUGAGAAGCCAUAUCCAUGUUCUGAGUGUGGGAAAUGCUUUACACAGAUAUCUGAUCUUGUUAGACAUGAGAGAUGUCACACAGGUGAGAAGCCAUUUCCAUGUCCUGAGUGUGGGAAAUGUUUUACAGAGAGGUCACAUCUUGUUAGACAUGAGAGAAGUCACACAGGUGAGAAACCAUUUCUGUGCUCUGAGUGUGGGAAAUGUUUUACACAGGUAUCUGAUCUUGUUAGACAUGAGAGAAGUCACACAGGUGAGAAGCCAUUUCCAUGUUCUGAGUGUGGAAAAUGUUUUAAACAGACAACUGAUCUUGUUAGACAUGAGAGAAGUCACACAGGUGAGAAGCCAUUUUCAUGUUCUGAGUGUGGGAAAUGUUUUACACAGGAAUCGCAUCUUGUUAGACAUGAGAGAAGUCACACAGGGGAGAAACCAUUUCCAUGUUCUGAGUGUGGGAAAUGUUUCACACAAGCAGCCCAUCUUCAAAGACACCAGAGACAUCACACAGUUGAGAAGUCUUUUGUGUGCUCUGAGUGUGGGGAAUGUUUUAAUCGCAAAUCACUUCUUGAACAUAAGAUGCGUCAUACGGGAGAGACACCAUUUCCAUAUUCUGAGUGUGGAAAAUGUUUUAUAAGAAAAUCACAUCUUGUUACACAUCAGAGACUUCACAUGCAAGAGAAUCCGUUUCCAUGCUCAGAAUAUGGGGACUGUUUUACAAAAAACUUAAACCUUGUUGAUCUUCAGAAAACUCACACAAGUGAGAAACCAUUUGCAUGCUCAGAGUGCAGGAAAUGUUUUAUAAAGAAAUCAUAUCUUCUUAAACAUCAGAAAAGUCACAUCGGUGAGAGGCCAUUUCCAUGUCCUGAGUGUGGGAAAUGUUUUACACAAAAAUCGCAUGUUGUUGAACAUCAGAGACGUCAUACAGGUGAGAAACCAUUUCCAUGUUCUGAGUGUGGGAAAUGUUUUACACAGAAAUCAAGUCUGGUUAAACAUCAGAUGUGUCACACAGGUGAGAAACCAUUUUCAUGUUGUCUGUGUGGGAAAUGUUUUUCACACAAAUCGGAUCUUGUUAGACAUCAGAGAAGUCACACGGGUGAGAGGCCAUUUCCAUGUUCUCGGUGUGGAAAAUGUUUUACACAGAAAUCAGAUCUUGUUAAACAUCAGAGAACACACAAAGGAGAUCAGCAAUUCCCAUAAGCAAGCAGACAUGAAACAGGUUCUAGCAAUACUCUCAAAAUGUCACAUGCCAGACUGGUGGACCACGUUACUGUGCUGGACGCCAUAUAUAUUAGUUAUGGUAAAACUUCCCGUUGAUAACGUUAUUUCUCCUAAGUCCAGAGGAUGACAUUGAUAUGACAGCGAAUUUGCACCAAACGGUCAAAGCUUUCGGCCUCCCAGCAUGCAACGGGCCCGUCCACAUAUCCCCGCUUACUGGCUCAGGCAAAUCAGUUUUUCCAAAGCUCAAGGCAGGAGCAUCAUAGAGAGCCCUAGUCAGGUGAGAAGAACACACAUACACACCCUUCCGUACAAGAAGGAAGAGGUUAGUAAGUGAAAGGAUCCUCAAAUCAAGUGAGUCAGGUUGGGAUCCUGUGGACUAACGUUAUCAAUGGUAAGUUUUACCAUAACGACUAUUUCUCUGACGUCCUAAGUGGAUGCUGGGGACUCCGUAAGGACCA
Molecule: messenger RNA, 2992 nt
Organism: Pseudophryne corroboree (corroboree frog)
Lineage: Eukaryota; Metazoa; Chordata; Amphibia; Anura; Myobatrachidae
Product: zinc finger protein 883-like
Exons: 6
Coding region: 348-2513 (721 amino acids)
Biological process (GO): regulation of transcription by RNA polymerase II
Cellular component (GO): nucleus
Molecular function (GO): DNA-binding transcription factor activity, RNA polymerase II-specific
Source: RefSeq, a predicted model, not a curated record